Molecule: messenger RNA, 1510 nt
Organism: Drosophila willistoni
Lineage: Eukaryota; Metazoa; Arthropoda; Insecta; Diptera; Drosophilidae
Gene: Lrr47
Product: leucine-rich repeat-containing protein 69
Exons: 3
Coding region: 166-1431 (421 amino acids)
Molecular function (GO): protein binding
Source: RefSeq, a predicted model, not a curated record
UUAAUUUUCCCUCCUUUUCAAUUUAAGAAAUCGAUUUAUUAUCGAUAGGCGGAGAAGUUGAUGUGGCAACCUUUCUAUUUUCAAAGCAGCUGAUUGUAUAUUUCCGCGUAAAUUGGUUUGAUUUUAUAUUUUUUUUAUUUUUUAAGUUUAUACCACAAGUUUAAAAUGAAAAUCCUCUGUGAGGUGCAAGUGGUGAAUCGUGUGACCCAAGCGAAUCGCACCCCGCGAGCGGUUAAAUCCACUUUGGCCAUAGGCUACAAACAGAGCGCCCUGGAUUCAAAUGGGAAUACAAAAAAGGAACUGGAAAUGAUAUUAUUCACGCCACAAAUCAAGACUGGGCAGCGUUACAAGGUCAAGGAUAAUAUCCAAGCGGUUCACACGAAAUUCGUGGCGGACGGCAAAGCAACAAUUGGAUUCAAGCAGCCGGCAGAAAAUCUAUUGAUAAAAUGUGAUACCAUUCAGCUAAAGGGAUUCCUGCAGACACUUAAACUGGGCAUGGAGGGCAAGGACGCUAUCAAUUUGAGACUGAAUAUAGCCACUGCCACGGCCAUUACACAAAAAUCAAAGUCACAGACUAAAAUGACCAUUAAUCGUCGCUGCGAUUAUCCUAUCAAGGGUUUUCCACGAUCUCUGCAGUCUCUGACAAUCAAUAAUAGUCAAUUGGUUAAGCUAAGUUUCGAGAUAUGCUCGUUGCGUAAUUUAACCCACCUGGAUGUGGCCAACAAUCAGCUUACGAAGAUACCCGUGGAGUUGGGACGUCUGCCCCUGACGAAACUCGUACUUCUUGGGAAUUGUCUGGCAGAACUGAACGAUUGGUCAUUUCUAAAUGGCAUCAAAUUGAGUCAAUCUCUUUGUGAAUUGGAUUUAUCUGCCAAUAAGCUGACUUACUUACCUUUGUCUGUGGUUAAAUGUCAAAACCUGGUUCAAUUGAAUCUAAAUCACAAUAAUCUAACAUUUUUACCCUUUGCCAUGCGACGACUGAAGAAAUUGCACUCGCUCUAUGUAUCGGAUAAUAAAUUGGAAUCUCUGCCAGCUGCCCUAGAAGACUUACACAUUAAUACCCUAGAUGUUUGUGGCAAUGCAUUUAAGGGACGCAAUGAUCUGGAUGUUCAACGUCUCGAGGGCACCACUGAGACAAACACAAGGACCCAAUGCUCCCCUCAGCCUCUCUGGCUGCAAGCAGCUCGUUCAGUCGACCAAUAUAAACUGCCUAUAUACUCACUACCUGCCAUACUGAUCAAAUUGAUAGCCGAGACACCAAAAUGUGUUUGUGGCAAAUUUUGUUUUCUCAUGGACUCGCAAAAUAUCUAUAAACGCAUACGCUCUGCCAAAUUUGAACGAAUCAAGAAUUAUAGCUACAGUCCAGAUCAGUUUAUAUAUGUUGAUAUUGUCAAAUGUGGGUAUUGUAAGAAUGUUAAAUCAUGCGCAUGAUAUUGCCUGGUGUCAGUUGGAAUAUUUUAUUUAUUUUUUUAGUAUUAUAAUUCUUAAUAAAGUCUGAUCUAAAUGAGAA